AUGGAUCACCUGCUGACUCUGACGGUGUUGCUGUGGAGUUCAGGUGCUCAGUGUGAAACAGUCAAAGCUGACCUUGUGAUGUUGGUGGAUGAGUCUUGGAGCAUCUCCAAUAAAGACUUCAAAAGCAUUCAGUUGUUUCUUAAGAGUGUUGUCAACAACCUCAACAUCGGCCCAGACAGAGUCCAGAUUGGUCUCACUUUGUACAGUGAUACACCAAGGACCAUGUGGCACCUGAACACCUACCAGACCAAACAACCCCUGCUGAAGGCCAUAGCAGACCUAACACAAUUUGGUGGAGGCACCAGGACAGGAAAAGCUCUGAGACACAUCCUCCAUCACCAAUUUAAACCCAAUGUGGGAAUGCGUCCGGACUCCAAAAAAACUGCUGUUCUGAUUACAGAUGGGGAAUCCCAGGAUGAAGUACUUCUUCCCUCAAAGAACCUGAAAGAUACCGGCAUCGAGAUCUACUGUAUUGACUCUGUCAGGCUGCUGAAUGGUUCCAGUCUGUGUUCAGGCAGGCUGGAGGAGAAGUCUAACCAGAACUGGUCCUCAGUGUGUGAAGCUGACUUUGGCCAGCAGGAUGCAGAGGUGGUCUGUAGGGAGCUUGACUGUGGUCCGCCUUCAGUCCUCCAGGGGGUGCUCUAUGGAGAAGUGGAGGCUCCAAUGUGGACCAAAGAGUUUCAGUGUAGAGGAAAUGAGUCUGCUAUCCUGGACUGUAGAAGCUCAGGCUCAGUGAGAAAAAGCUGCUCACCUGACAAAGUUGUUGGACUCACCUGCUCAGAGCCUGUCAGGUUGGUGGGAGGAGCCAAUCGCUGUGCAGGUACACUGGAGGUGAGACGAGGAGAGUGGAGACCAGUGGCAAUGGAUAUCUGGAACCUGAAAGAUGCAGCUGCUGCCUGUGGACAGAUGAACUGUGGUUCUGCUGUUUCUGUAGAAAAUACAAAGAAAUCCACACAGACAGUGUGGUGGAUUGAGUCACACUGUGUUCAGUCUGGAUAUGCUCUGAAAGAGUGUGCAUCAGCAGAAGACCAAUCUUCCUCCAUCCUGGAUAUCACAUGUUCAGACUCUGUCAGGCUGCUGAAUGGUUCCAGUCUGUGUUCAGGCAGGCUGGAGGUGAAGUCUAACCAGUACUGGUCCUCAGUGUGUGAAGCUGACUUUGGCCAGCAGGAUGCAGAGGUGGUCUGUAGGGAGCUUGACUGUGGUCCGCCUUCAGUCCUCCAGGGGGUGCUCUAUGGAGAAGUGGAGGCUCCAAUGUGGACCAAAGAGUUUCAGUGUAGAGGAAAUGAGUCUGCUCUCCUGGACUGUAGAAGCUCAGGCUCAGCGAGAAAAAGCUGCUCAACUGGCAAAGUUGUUGUACUCACCUGCUCAGAGCCUGUCAGGUUGGUGGGAGGAGCCAGUCGCUGUGCAGGUACACUGGAGGUGAAACAAGGACUGUGGAGAUCUGUAGAGGCCUCGGGCUGGACCCUGAUGGAAGCAGCUGUAGCCUGCAGAGAGUUGGGCUGUGGCUCUGCUGUUUUAACAGGAAGCACAAAUGCAUCCUUGGAUGGACCUACGUGGAAGAUCACACCUGACUGUGUUAAAUCUGGAUCUACACUGAGGGAGUGUGCCACAUCAUCAUCACAGCCAUCCACCAUCCUGGAGCUCAUCUGCUCAGAGCCCACCCACCAAGGAAACUACAGCUGUGUUUAUCAUGUCUUCGUGUUUUCUCAUAACUUCUCCUCUGAGAGCCGUCAGCUGUCUCUCAUUGUCUCAGCAGAUCCAACAGUGUUUCUCAUCAGACUGGUGCUCCUGCUGCUGAGCCUGCUGCUCUUCAUCUCUGCCAUCUGUUUUACCCAUAAGGUGACCAGGAGGCAGCAGCCGAGCCUACAGGUGGACCUGGAGCCGAAUGAUUAAAACCUCGGUGCUUCCAGGAGUGGAGGAGAAAGGAGAAGCAAGCAGCACAGUUAUUGCUGGCACAGAGCCGAUUUUACAGUAUAGUCUGCAUACAAUUCGGUCGAUAAAUUUUUGAAU
Molecule: messenger RNA, 2010 nt
Organism: Archocentrus centrarchus (flier cichlid)
Lineage: Eukaryota; Metazoa; Chordata; Actinopteri; Cichliformes; Cichlidae
Product: scavenger receptor cysteine-rich type 1 protein M130-like
Exons: 11
Coding region: 1-1893 (630 amino acids)
Cellular component (GO): membrane
Source: RefSeq, a predicted model, not a curated record